Mesocestoides corti is the source of this 3969-nucleotide messenger RNA. NCBI's taxonomy places the organism in Eukaryota, Metazoa, Platyhelminthes, Cestoda, Cyclophyllidea, Mesocestoididae. The record is from the annotation of a GenBank genome assembly.
AUGCGAAAGGAGAGAUGGUUUACCUUUCAAGGAUUUUUGCUUUUCCACUCUAGCUCAAGUGUGAGCAGGUCACCGCUGACACAAGCCACAAGCAUUCCAGAAAGUCGUUCAUCGACGCCAGAUCUCCACAUGCAUCUCUCCCAGACUCACGCUUCGACGGGUUACGAUCCACAGGACUUCAUUUCCACUGGGGAGCACCUGUCGGAUCCCUCCCAAUACCCCCUAACAGUACCUCCUCCCCCUCCCCCACCCCCUCCGUCGGUAACCCCCACUCACACGUAUUUUCCACCACCUCCUCCUCCUCCUCAAAGUGACCCCUAUUAUGCAACCUACUCUCGCCAAUAUGACUCCGCUGAAAUGCAGAAACCGUCCGGCUUUCAGCAUAACUACUCCACCAGUAUCUACCAAGUAAACCAGUAUAUGCCAGUGGACGCCUCGGGUCAAAAGUUGGUUGUCACCCCUCAGGACGUCUGCUUUGAUCAAAGUGGAUAUCGGCAGAUGCUGGGGACCAUGAUGAACCACUUGGUGCCUCCCGGAAGUCAACUGUGCCAGGUGGCGAAAGAGAGUCUCCGCCAACGCGCCCCCUCAAUGGUCUCUGUGUCAAGGUCGUCGGGAUCACGUGGAAAAGCUACCAAUGACGUCACAGCCAUGAAAGAAAAGACUCCAUGCGACAUUUGUGGGGAUGUCUCAGCCGGGUUUCACUGCAACGCCUACGUCUGCGAGGCUUGUAAGAAAUUUUUCAUACGAAGUUCAAAAAAUGAAAAUUACACAAAGUACUCCUGCUCCAAGGUGAACGCCUGUGAGGUGAACAAGGACACACGGACACACUGCCAAAGAUGCAGGUUUUACAAGUGCUUGCGGAUUGGCAUGGUCCUUCCUGGUAAGCAAACUCUUGGCACCAAUCUAAGACGCAUCACGUCCACAACGGCUGAAUUUCACACGCGCACCCAGGCGCACUUGUGUAAUAGUCACGACUGCAUGUGGCGAAAAUUGUCCGCGGAACACUCAGGCCCAUGCCCACCUGAUGUGAAACUUGUUUGUCAGCAAACGAAGGCCCUGAGUCGCUUAAGGAGCACCAAGCUAAUCUUUUCGACGACACCGGGGCUACGAAUCCUUCGAGCGCACACAGGUGUUCCCUCUCCGACAUACAUCAUACAGCCUUCCUCCGCCUCCGCCUCCACCGCCUCUUUGGCCGUGGGGGGGGGGAAAGCCUGGGAAACGAAGGUGGGGGGUGGUGGGGGUUGUGGGGAUGAACAUGACGACGACGACGAUGCUACCACUAAACAGCGUGCUCUCACGCUUUGGUGGGUGGCCCCGACGCCGGACUCAAAUCAGCACACGGUCCCCAUCGACAUAUACUAUUUGCAAUUCACUCCAUCAACAGGCGCUGCUGUCUGCCCAGCCAAUGACAUUUCGAUAAUUCCCUGUCGCGUUUGCGGAGCGCAGUCGUCCGGAUUUCAUUUUGGCGCCAUCACUUGCGAGGGCUGCAAGGGUUUCUUUCGAAGGACGAUAAGCGAGAGGGACAAUCAGAGGUAUACCUGUCGUAAUGGUGGCACGUGCAUAAUCACCUUGGCGACCCGAAACAAUUGCAAAAGCUGUCGUUACAGGAAGUGCCUUUCGGUUGGAAUGUCGAAAGAGGGUAAGAGAAAUGUAAAUGACCGCGUUGGCUUAGUCGCCAGCAGUAGGAUAGGAAGACAGCCCAACGCCGUGAAGCACAUGUGUGCCAUUGAAAUAGAGAGGAUCAAAUCAAAACUCAGUUCUUCCACCGCUCCAACACCACCUCCUUCCUCCGCGACUUCCAACCCCGCCAAUUCCACAGCCUACUUCGAUCAGCAUCAACAACAAAGUUCAGUCGAUCAAACAAGCGCUGCAUUAUACCAAUCGACUAAGGUAGAUGAAAACAAUAAUGCUCCAGAACUCCUUUUUCCUCCAUGGCCCACAGCCAGUUACCCCUACUACGACACCACCGGCCACGUUAGCCUGCCAGAAAUCACGGCGAUUUCCAAAACUGGCUCCACUCUCGAGCACCAACGAUUCGCCAAACUGGCGGAACUUGCCGGUGAAGGUGAUGCGACACCGUAUCCCGGGGUUUUCCCUGAAGCAAUGGAUACAUACGAGAGCAGAUACGGGGAUGUGGUGCGAGUGCGUGCGGGUUCGGACGCAGGCUCGCUGAGAGGCCAAAGACAAACCUCCGCUGGUACCUCAAGUUCCGAGGAUCUUCUAGUGCCCACAGUGCAGGCGACGACGUCGGCGAUAACACUACCUGCCAGUACCUCGCAUUUAUAUGAAUCUUCUGCAACGGCGGUCACAAUGAGCACUUACGAACAGGCAGCACUCUCGAGCCUAAUCCAACUCGCGAAGCAGGUUCAGUCGGCAAGCAGCAGCGGCGGAGGUGGGGGUGAGUCACUGUUGGUGGGCGGGCGGGUGCCGACCCAGACUGGGCCCGACCACUUCCCGCCAAUCGACAGUCUGCAGCCGCCGCAGACACUGCGCCACCAUCGACCCAGCAGCGUCUCGCACCUCGACGACCACCGAGGCAUGGCGGAGAGCAGCUCUCCUGAAGACGAGGCCGGCAAAAUUCUGAAUCGGUCGCGCAGGCACCUCACUGUGGACUCACUGGUUGUCACGAAGAGCGAGGAGACCGUCGUACCGAUGGCCCAGUCGUUUUCAUUGGGAGAAAGUGCCGAACCCACUAACAUGGAAGAUGGCAAUGGACUAAGUGGGCACAAACGGGUGCUCAGUCGCUUGGACCUCAUGCGUCACCGGGUACAUGCCCCGGGCACCCCUUGGUGUUCGACAAAGAAGGAGUCCACACGGUUUGCAGCUGAAAAGUUUACUCUCCUUCCAGGACGAUACACACCUGAGGACUACCGGCCCUCACAACUCCUCUACUCCGACCAGAAGGCAUUCGAAACUGGAAACGGAGGUCACAAUGGGACAGCCAUGGGGACAGGAGUGCUUCCGCAGUCGACGGUAUCCUUCACCACGCAAAUGUCCCUCGAAGCUUUCACCGAGCACAUAACCGAAGCAGCCGUCCACCUAAACGACUGCCGACAACGGGUGAGUUCACGUUCCAUGAAGAAGACUACUUGCCACUGCGUCGUUUCCACUGCACCAGGCUACUCACACCUUCGCCAAGCCACGCCACGCCACAUCACGUCACGCCACUUGUGCCCCUCAAACUGGGAGUGCGUUCCGCACCCCGCCACUAGUAACUUCUUCCUUGAACGUGACCUGUCGGCACCUGCGAUCUGGGCACAUAUGAUGACGCAGUUUGAGGCUCAUGCCCACCAGGUCAUUAGGUUUGCUCGAGCUAUUCCCGGUUUCCGUGAUCUCCCGAGAGCAGACACGAAGUUCCUGGUGCAAGCGUCCAUGUACCCGAUUGUCCUCGUUCAACUAGCCCGUGAGCCUCUGCCCGGCGGUGACAUCAACUUCUACAACUUUACCCCUCGCGAAAGGCGACACCUGCUUGCUGAGUUUCCCCAGCUCAAUCGCUUGGCUGACCACUUCUACGAGCUCACAGGCUUUCUCGGGCCGAUGAACUUGGACAAUACUGAAGCCGCCUUGCUGUGCAGCAUCAUCUUUCUUCGUGGUUCUAAUAAUUGGUUUCUGCUUUUUUCUAAAGCGAAUCAGAAAUUGCUUGAAGCAGAGAAGAUUUAUGAGAUAUACAAUCAUGCCGCCUCGGCUCUUCAGCAAUACAUUACCGAGGCGAACAAGCAUCUAUUUCGUAUUUUAGUGCGUUACACAAGCGAUGAGAGGUUCACACACCUGAUAAAACUGCUUCCAAGUUUGUCAAGCAUGAAUGAAACCCACCGAAUAGCAGUAAGAGAGUUGCGUCACUCCCGUCCCGAUCUUCACUUUCCCGAUCUCUUUGUACAAAUGUUUCAAUUGGAUGUUGGUAGCCAAUCAAGAGGCGCCGCACCACCGACGGAUGUGGUCAGCAGCGGACUGGUUAACGCCAGUGAAUGA